AUGUCGACGCCUACCUCCGUCGAUAAACUGGGCCACAGGGCCCAACGCCCUCCUGACCAGGCCGAUACCAACCCUGGAUCACCCUACAACAAAGCCCUCCCAGAUGAGGCACAUAACAAACAAGUCUUCAACAACGACUCUAUCCCGGCCUCAGGCCCAGAUGCAUCCGAGUCGCCGGCUGGCCCCGUUUUCUCCCCCUCCAUCUCUCACACCUCAGACACCUCCUCAACCUCCUCACCUCUCUCGUCCUCCUUCGAAAAUAACCCAAGGGAGAACUCUUCAUCAUCUUCCAACUACGACUCCGAAUCCUCCACUGAGGGGGCAGAGGCUCGCUCGAAGAAGAUCGCCGACUAUGUGACUGUCGGCGAGCAAAUCGCCGGCAGGAAAGAUGAGAACGAGGACGCGCCAAAGGGCACGUCCCUAAUGGACUUCGAAAACAGGACACUAGACUACUCCGUGAGCGCAGAGAAAGACAAGAGGUUGGAGGACACGCGCACCGCAACAACCGCCACAGGCUCGCGGCACACCCCGCGCUCGAUCGACACGUGCCUUGGGUCGGGCUGGGGACCUGGCGACGCCCUUCCAAACCGCACCUUCGCCAACGGGUACAUCCGCGUGGCCAAAUCGCCCCUCCAGGGCUAUGGAGCCUUCGCGGCGACCGACAUCAAGGAGGGCACCCGAAUCCUACUGGAAGAGCCCCUGCUGCGUGUGAACGGCCUGGGGAAGCUCCGCGCGGAGCACGCACUACUGGACGGCGAGAAGAGGGCCAUCUACGACGGCCUGGUCGGGUACCACAAGCACGAGGCAUGCCCGGUGCUCCAGAAAUGGAGCGCGAACCAGUUCGACUUGGCCGCGGGUUGCAACGGGGUAUUCGCGAUAGCCUCCAACUUCAACCAUGCGUGCAAGUCCCAGAGGAACACACACUACUACUGGGACUACCGCCGGGAGGCGAUGACCUUCAUGGCUAUCAAGGACAUCAAGCAGGGGGACGAGGUGUUGAUCUCGUACUGCGAUUAUCGGCACAUGCUGAAGGCCGUGUACGGGUUUGUCUGCCAUUGCGGCGGCUGCGACCACCAGGCGGCCGACCUGGCUCCUAAGGUGCGGUUCUAG
Molecule: messenger RNA, 1110 nt
Organism: Diaporthe amygdali
Lineage: Eukaryota; Fungi; Ascomycota; Sordariomycetes; Diaporthales; Diaporthaceae
Exons: 3
Coding region: 1-1110 (369 amino acids)
Molecular function (GO): protein binding
Source: RefSeq, a predicted model, not a curated record